Molecule: messenger RNA, 2112 nt
Organism: Closterium sp. Naga37s-1
Lineage: Eukaryota; Viridiplantae; Streptophyta; Zygnematophyceae; Desmidiales; Closteriaceae
Source: the annotation of a GenBank genome assembly
AUGGAUACUGCCGAAGGGCGCCGGUUUGAUAGACCUGGUAGAGGCACAAAUAACCGGUACUCAUCCGUGUUGGCCUCAGUUCGUGCUCUAGGAGAAGGGGACCGUGAAGAAUCGGUGCAGGCAACGGCGGCGACAACACCCAGCAAUGGCGAGAGAACCCUUCCACUCAACCAGCUGUCCCUGGGAGGACUUCACAACCCGGCGAGUACAACUGGGACGACUGGGGGCCGCCGGACGGGUCCUCGCCGCACGACGGUUCGCAGAGGCUCAAAUCAACAUCAGCUGCGGCCCAACUCUGCUCGCGCCACGCCAACAUCUAGACAGCAGCAGCAGCAGCAGCGGAACUCUGCUCGCGUCACCCCAACCACUGGACAGCAGCAGCAGCAGCAGCUGCAGAGCACCACUGGUCUGCCUACCUCACCGUAUGGGCAGCAGCAGCAGCAGCAGCAGCAGCAGCAGCAGCAGCAGCAGCUGCGGAACUCUUCUCGUGCCACCCCAACCACCGGACAGCAGCAGCAGCAGCAGCAGCUGCAGACCACCACUGGUCUGCCUACCUCACCGUAUGGGCAGCAGCAGCAGCAGCAGCAGCAGCAGCAGCAGCAGCAGCUGCGGAACUCUUCUCGUGCCACCCCAACCACCGGACAGCAGCAGCAGCAGCAGCAGCUGCAGACCACCACUGGUCUGCCUACCUCACCGUAUGGGCAGCAGCAGCAGCAGCAGCAGCAGCAGCAGCAGCAGCAGCAGCAGCAGCGGAACUCUCCUCGUGCCACGCCAACCACUGGACUGCAGCUGCAGCAGCUGCCCAACUCUCCUCGCCUCACCCCAACCAUUGGACAUCAGCAGCAGCAGCUGCCCAACUCUCCUCGCCUCACCCCAACCAUUGGACAUCAGGAGCAGCAGUUGCAGACCACCACGGGUCUGCAAACCUCGACUAAUGGACUGCAGGAGCAGCAGCAGCAGCCCGCCACGGAUCUGCAUGCCUCACCGUAUGGGCAGCAGCAGCAGCAGCCCGCCACGGAUCUGCAUGCCUCACCGUAUGGGCAGCAGCAGCAGCAGCCCGCCACGGAUCUGCAUGCCUCACCGUAUGGGCAGCAGCAGCAGCAGCCCGCCACGGAUCUGCAUGCCUCACCGUAUGGGCAGCAGCAGCAGCAGCCCGCCACGGAUCUGCAUGCCUCACCGUAUGGGCAGCAGCAGCAGCAGCCCGCCACGGAUCUGCAUGCCUCACCGUAUGGGCAGCAGCAGCAGCAGCCCGCCACGGAUCUGCAUGCCUCACCGUAUGGGCAGCAGCAGCAGCAGCCCGCCACGGAUCUGCAUGCCUCACCGUAUGGGCAGCAGCAACAGCUGCCCGCGGAUGUGCCAUCUUCGCCGCAUGUGCAGCAGCAGCAACAGCAGCAGGCACCGAUGCAACCCGAGGGUCUGCAUACCCCUUCUACUGGGUAUGGGGAUGAUGGCGCCCCGACUGACUAUAUGCAGCCCCUAGACCCUGAAGCUUUCCCGGAGAUGGAACCUCAGGUACCUGAGCCUGGUUACGAGGGGCUAGAUGAGUAUAGUGAUGCCGAUGAGGAAGCGGGACAAGGAGUGGACCUUAUCUCCCGGGAAGAGUUCGAUGCUGCUCAGGCUGAGGCACCUGUGGAGAUCCUUUACUUCGAAACUUCGGAUGUGGACCUGGAGUAUUGGACGCCGCGGGACACCAACAUCACCGCCCUCUGCACGGCUCUAAACAUCACAGAUCCUGAGGGAGUGGCUAACCUGCGCCUUGUCAUGGAGAACGAAACGGCUCGGCCUAGGCACCUUCGAAAGAAGCUUCAGGAUGCGAGGAACAAGACCCUCACCACGGGUCGUGUCUUGCUGUACGAAAGAUUUGACAUUCGCAUCAAACGUCCGGACCGCAACCGGGUCGAGAUCGGAACGCUGUCGCCUGCGGCGUUCUGUGCCUCCUACCCUGCUAGCAGCCCGGUGCACUGCUGUGGGCGUGGGAUGCAAGGCGGCGUGCCCUUAGUUAAACUCCCCUCCCACCAAUUGAUCCCCACCCAAGUCCCACUGCCUGUGCUCACCAUCUCCGUGCAGGCAGCAUGUUGCACUGCUGUGGGCGUGAGAUGCAAGGUGGAGUAA